This is a messenger RNA of Pterocles gutturalis (yellow-throated sandgrouse), 977 nucleotides long. It is a transcript of the gene RPS6, whose product is annotated as ribosomal protein S6. Lineage: Eukaryota; Metazoa; Chordata; Aves; Pterocliformes; Pteroclidae. The coding region runs from base 1 to 867 and encodes 288 amino acids. Gene Ontology annotation, molecular function: structural constituent of ribosome. The transcript has 6 exons. The record is from RefSeq and is a predicted model, not a curated record. Gene Ontology annotation, cellular component: ribosome. Gene Ontology annotation, biological process: translation.
AUGGCGACCGCACGGGUCUCGUUCCCUUUAUGGAGCCUGGCCCGUCACCGGGCCGUGGAGCUCCGGUCGCGGUCGUUCCUCCGCUUAGAAGGACUUCUUGCAAGUGUGAGGCCUCCGCUGUCGCUCAACAUCUCUUUCCCAGCCACUGGCUGCCAGAAACUCAUUGAAGUGGAUGAUGAGCGCAAGCUCAGAACAUUCUAUGAGAAACGGAUGGCCACGGAGGUCGCAGCCGAUUCUCUUGGUGAGGAGUGGAAGGGCUAUGUUGUCCGGAUCAGUGGUGGUAAUGACAAACAAGGCUUCCCCAUGAAGCAAGGGGUCCUGACUCAUGGACGUGUCCGCCUUCUGCUCAGCAAGGGCCACUCCUGCUAUCGCCCCAGGAGAACUGGAGAGAGGAAACGCAAAUCUGUUCGCGGUUGCAUUGUUGAUGCCAACUUGAGUGUUCUGAACUUGGUCAUAGUGAAAAAGGGUGAAAAGGAUAUUCCUGGGCUGACAGACACAACUGUGCCCCGUCGUCUUGGUCCCAAGAGGGCUAGCAGAAUCCGCAAGCUGUUCAACCUCUCUAAGGAGGAUGAUGUUCGUCAAUAUGUUGUGAGAAAGCCUCUGAACAAAGAGGGCAAGAAACCCAGAACCAAGGCUCCCAAGAUCCAGCGACUAGUGACUCCUCGAGUUCUGCAACAUAAGCGCAGACGUAUUGCUCUGAAGAAGCAGCGCACUCAAAAGAAUAAGGAGGAAGCAGCAGAAUACGCAAAGCUCUUGGCCAAGAGAAUGAAGGAAGCCAAGGAGAAACGCCAGGAGCAGAUUGCGAAGAGACGCCGGCUUUCUUCAUUGAGAGCUUCUACGUCUAAGUCUGAGUCAAGUCAGAAGUAAAGAUGUGUAUGAUACUAAAAAUAAACCCUUUUUGUGGUUAACUUUCAGUAUGAGACUUUCCAGUGCAUGUUGUUACUGGUUAUCUUUUGAAAUAAAUGGUAGUCUAGACU